CCAUGAAGUAUAUUUUGUAUAUCUUAUUAUUGUUUGCAGGAGCUCGAAACUAUGUGCAAUCGUCAAAGAGAUGUCCUUCUGGUUACACAUCUGACGGAAACGUGUGUUAUAAAGUGUACACUUCGUGCAAGGACUGGACGGGAUCAAGAGAUACCUGUAGUCAAGAUAAUGGAGUUUUGUAUUUAAUUGCUGAUGACGAAACCUUUCACACAGCGCAACGAGCCGUUGAUAAAAUUACGAACGGUGGACAUACUUUGUGUAAAGGAGGAGUGUGGCUGGGCGCAAAAAGGAGAAAUAAUCAACUCAUGUGGGAACAAGACAAAGGAAAAGCACAGGACGGGAUCUUUUCGUCAUACUAUGCAUCUGGCCAACCAGAUGCACUCGCCGGGGAAGACUGUGUCGAAAUGCGUCACGUGGAUGGAUUUAAGAACAAACUGAACGACUAUUUAUGUUCACAAAAACAGGAGUUUAUUUGUCAGAAGUGUUUCUUAAUCGACAACUGCGCCGCUGAAGAUUGUUACCCUCCAUCAAAGACAAUGUGCACGUCCUGUGUUGAUAAUGGAGUGCAUUACAAAUUAUCUAAUGACAAAACGCAAUGUUACAGAAUGUGUUCGUUCGAUACUCACAAGUGUUGGCCGGGAAGUUGCGGUGCGGAUGGCCUUACGUCCGAAUGUCAAUGUCAUGCGGGAUUCAAGGAAAUCAGAACUUCUGCAGAGACAAAAUGCAAACUAACCACACAACCAAGUAUCGAAAAAUGUUUAACAUCCUUCAGAGGAGUAAAUGGUGAACUGAAACAGACGGCUACAGGUAUUUGCUCGGAUCACAGUGACAUAUAUGGCAACUAUCAGCCUGUUAAUAUAUCUGUCAAUGUAGCAGCAGAUUUUACAGUUCCGAUAAAUCUUACAAGAUAUGACAGGCCGGACUUCAUUGAAGAGGAACGCUUUGGUGUUGUUGACUUUUUAGUGACUGUUCAAAAGAAAACCAACGGAGCACCAAAAAUGCCGCAGAAAAUAUUUAGCCUUCUUCAAAAUAAUGAAUUCAGUUCAACCUCACAAUUUUACAAAGUGUCUACUUUCGAUGUCAAGGACUCAAAAUUAUAUCUUCAAAACGGGGAUUGGUUAUGUGUUUUAUUCACUACUAACGGCGGUGGAUACAAUAGAGGAUUUGAUUUCACCACGGACAAAGUGACCAAAAUACAAACGUACGAGAAAACCACAAAAACUGAGGAGUUAUGCUACAGAUACGAUAAUGGAGCCCCUGAGCAUUGUCUUAUUACAAAUAGCUGCACAACGUCACUAACAGAACCUUUGCAGAUUACCCCUCGUGUGACCCGUGAGGCAACUUUACGUAUAGGUUUCGAUGGAUGGGCUGAUACAAUACCACCAGGCUAUACACCGGAAGCUGCCUCUGGUAUAGAAUCAUACGAAAUUCGUAUCAAUGAAGUGUCCGGUGGAAUUAUAGUAACGACCGGAACUGUAUUUUCACGUAUCGUAAAUGACACCUUAGCGUUUGAUGUACCAUUGCUAUCAAAAAUCCCGAAACUUUAUUCGGUCCAUCUUGACGUAAAGGAUAUUGCUGACAACAUCAAACAAUGUAGGCGUUUUGUUCUUGUCGACAACUCCUCGGCCAUAAAACAAUCAGACAAUGAAAGUCUGUUUUACGUGUCAUCUGCCUCUAAAGAUACCAAAUUUGAAUGGCAGACGCACCACAGCGACGUUUGCUUGUCAUGGAAAGACUAUUUCUACAAUGAUUUUUAUAUAAAUAAUGACUUAUUUCUACCAGUCAAAUCAGAUCCCUUUAUCAGCGGAAUUUACGAGCAAUCAUCAGGCAUCCUUCCUGUGUCUGGUACCACACAUGUACAUGGGAUUGUCGCGUUUAAGUUUUCGCUAUCGUUAAAUAAUGUGACUCUCAGAUCGGAAGAAGUGGUUUCAAAUUUUGAAGACCAAACACACUGCGUUAGACAGGACAUGGCAGACGGCGAAACAUAUACAUUGAUAAUUCAAGCAGACGAUAUCGUAAACAAUUCUGUUAAAGAGAGAAGGACCGUCCAUAUUGACAGAUCCGCUCCGAACAUUGAACAUAUAUGGUUGCGCAAAGCUGAUCAGGAAUCAUUGUUCGUCCACAACAUAAAGGACUUGUCCAAAAUGAACCUUGGUUUUGACGCGUAUGACCUUCAUAGUGGUAUCAGACAGGUUGAGUGGCGGCUUGGUACCAUGAAUGCUGCAUCAAAUCUUGCGCAGGGCUCUCUUUCGAUUAUGCGGCCUAACAAUGAGACAUGCUUUGAAAACUGCUACUGCCCAGAUGUCGGAGAAUGCGAGUAUAAAAAUUACACAGUUGCAACAACCGAACUUGCCAGACUUGUUUAUAAUGACAAUCACAUUGGAGACCACAACCGAAACUACUAUUUUACCAUUAAAGUAACAAACAACGCCUUUCUGUCAAAUAUUGGACAUCUUGACAUUCUUGUUGAUGAAUCUCCUCCAGAAAAAGGCAUCGUGAAAGAAGGUACGGUUCCCUAUGUAAGCGACAAAAAGGAAAUGGAGGAUGUGGGACAGACAAGUUUGGCCACAUGCUUAUUAGAAAACUAUACAAACGGAGAAACCGUCUUUGUAACUGUGCAAGCUUUCGACUAUGCGGGACAUAUGUCUGAUGUGGUGUCUCAACCCAUUGUUGUCGACACUACCCCUCCUAUAAAAGGCGUUAUUGAGAUGUAUGAUUACUCAUCUUACGAAGUCACUUUUAUAUCCUCAUCAACGACAAUCAUCUUGUCCGACUUUUACGAUAAGGAAAGUGGAAUCGAUUACUUUAUGGUUGGUUACGGAACGAGUCCAAACAGUCCUGAUAUAAUUCCCUUUGUAAAAUAUUACGUCAAAAGUUUCGAAAUGGACUUUAUUGACGGCAUAAAAGACGGCACAGAAUUCUUUAUAAUUGCAAAGGCUGUAAACAGAGCUGGGCUUGUUUCGUCCUUGGAAUCAAAACAUUUCGUUAUGGAUAAAAGCCCACCGAUUUCUGGUGUUGUCCUAGAUGGUACAACAGAUUGUAGUACUGGCACCGACAAAAAUUAUCAGACCGCUGGUACUCUUAUUGAAGGCUGUUGGAAUCAUUUGAAUGACAGCGAAAGUGGAAUUUUGAAUUAUUUUGUUGGCCUAGGGACACGCCCUUUUCUGAAUGACAUUAAAAUUAUGACAGAUGUUGGGCUCAAUACAUUUAUAAGAUGGAACGGCUCAUUUAGAUAUGGUACAAAAUAUCAUAUCAACGUGCGAGCUUGUAACAAGGCAAAUCUAUGUACAGACGUUACAUCGAACGGGAUAGUUUUAGACAAUUCCCCACCAGUAGAAGGGAUAGUAUAUGUUGGAUCUAACAAUCGACACCAAAAAAGUAUCGGAAGCAGUUCAUCUGUUCAUGGUCAAUGGCAAGGAUUUGAAGAUCCACAGUCAGGGAUUCAUCGCUUCAAAACCUGUAUUGGCACAAAACGUUUUGCAUGUGAUGUUAUUCCAAUCAAAGAUGUACUUCUUCAAAGUCAUUUUAUAUGGACAGACGUUAUUUUACCUGAAAAUGUUGACCUUUUUGCCACCAUCAUAGCAUACAACAAUGCAGGAAAAUAUGAGUCAGGUGUCAAAGCGUACUACCUUACGGCCGGUUUAAAUUACAGUUCAAGUGAACUGCUUUCAUUGAUACACCGCAAGAAAGCGACUGCAAAUGACGACUUCGAAACAACCAAUGCCACGGUGACACUUAAAGCCAAACUUAAAAACGGAGACAAGAUUAUUCUCUCCGCAUGGGCAGAAAACCAUGCUGGCCUUAACAGCAGCAUAGCUCGGGUUACCGUCGUUGCCAUGGAAAACUCCAAUACAUUAGAAGGAGUACUUGAAGUAGAAAAACACUCAUGCGAUGUCCACUAUUGCAAUAAUGAUUGUACGUGCGCUGUUGUUGGAAAACCAUGCACUAAGACUGAACACAGUGUGGAAUGCAGUAAACUUGACGUUUCCAUUGCAACAAACAGAGGAUACCCAAUAGUUCAUGUUAUUGCCGGCCUCUCCAAAACACAUCAAGAUAUAUCGCCAUCUUCUUCUUGUUUAGCUGCAUCAUGGGAUGUUGAAGGGCGAUUUGGAAACCUUACUCGCGAUAGUAAUUAUAUACUCCAUGUCGGACAUAAUCGAUUCCCAAUAGCAUUUACCAGGAACCAUAAUGGAACGUAUGACUUUGAUUACCAUUUUUACUCAGAAAAUGAAGAGAAUGAAACAGUCAUACGUAUAAACAGUGGCUCACCAGAAUCUGAAAUACUACAUUUUGCAAUUAAACAGUGUCAAAAUAUGACACAUGCAACAGAUGAAAAACGUAUUGUUCACGCUAGACAAAUCAAUUCUGACCAAGUCGCUAUUUAUGCUCAAGUUUUGGAUCCGGAGAGUUUUAUCGAAAAGGUUCAAGUGGGAAUCGGAAAAAGUCGCGGUGGUUUUCAAAUUAAACAACUUCAUGACGUUAAGUUUGGCAUCAGCGGUGUACUCAGCGUACAAGCUACACACGGAUCUUCAAUAUAUGUCACAUAUGUAGCGACAAACAAUGCUGGCAUUUCCUCUUUUUAUUAUAGCCAGCCGUUUAUAAUGGAUAGAACACAACCACAUAUAACGCAUGUGCAAAUAUUUGCGAACAUGGGUCAUAAAGAAAAGCAUAUCUUCGUUAACGCAACAUGGAAAACAAUAGAUGAUGAAAGUGGUGUGAAGUUUUGUUACUGCUCACUGGGAUCAAGAAAAGGAGUUUCUGAUAUAUUUAAGAUUCAACAUACCGAUGAUAUUUCUCGAUGUUCUUUUCCGGCAAGGAAUUUUAAACAUGGAGACAGCUUAGUAGCAUCGGUUACUUGCGUUAAUGGAGUUCAACUAUCCCAAACAGCCUUUUCGGAAAGAUUGAUCAUUAUUAAAGAACCCCCGGCUCAUCAUGAAGCAACAGUUGCCUUUAUUCCAUCAGUGACAUUUUCUGUCGACGGACUUGCAGCUAGUGGUGUUGGGAACAUGGGUAGCUACAUCCAAACGGAUACUUCAAAACUUGUCAUUGAAUGGAAACCUUUUGGGGAUCCUGAGGGUGUAAGCAAAUAUGAAUAUCGUAUUAUGAAAGGGAACACAACCAUAACAAACUGGGAAACCUGCCAAAAACACACAAUGGUAGAGGUUAGACAUCAACAUCUACAAACCGGGGAGUACCGAACGGAUGUUAGAGCAACAAAUGAAGCUGAUAUGCAGAGCAAGGCAAUUCACAGUUAUGUACAGGUUGUGAAAGAGAAACCAGAAUUGACAGGCCACCCACCUUUGCUUAAGUACAAAAAUAGAGUAUUAUCCAUGGACUGGACUGAAGUCUUCCGACAUGGUUAUAUGACGAGUAAGAGGGUCUAUGACGUUGCAAUCGGCUCAAGAGAUGGAUUCGCAGAUUUACUUGAAUUACGGAACAUUGUAGAUGAAACAUACACACUAGUAAUGCCAUAUUCAAACUUCCUUACCAGCUUCAUUAGCGAGAUUUUUAUAAUUAUCGUUUGCAAAACUGAUGUUGGGGAAAGAAGCUACAGAAUAAGGCACACAUUAGUUUUAUAAUCAGCAAAAUAGUUUGCAACCAUUACAAACGUGUUUGGAUAUUUAAACAACAUCAUUUUUAUUGUUCCAUGUUCGACACAAACUUGUACUUUUACAUCGUUUGAUAUAAACAUAAUAUCUUUGGUUUUUAGUAUAUAUAGUUUGAUAUGCACAUUGCGUGUUUUUGCUAAAUGAACAUAAAUGAUGAUACCUUU
This is a messenger RNA of Mya arenaria, 5773 nucleotides long. RefSeq lists its product as uncharacterized. The record is from RefSeq and is a predicted model, not a curated record. The transcript has 20 exons. Lineage: Eukaryota; Metazoa; Mollusca; Bivalvia; Myida; Myidae. Bases 3 to 5579 code for a protein of 1858 amino acids.